Molecule: messenger RNA, 858 nt
Organism: Rhodotorula graminis WP1
Lineage: Eukaryota; Fungi; Basidiomycota; Microbotryomycetes; Sporidiobolales; Sporidiobolaceae
Exons: 6
Coding region: 1-858 (285 amino acids)
Biological process (GO): DNA-templated transcription
Cellular component (GO): RNA polymerase II, core complex
Molecular function (GO): DNA-directed RNA polymerase activity; protein dimerization activity; DNA binding
Source: RefSeq, a predicted model, not a curated record
AUGCAGGGCGUUGUUGGCGAGCUCCCGCUCCAGCCGCCGGCCACGUACGACGGCGCCGACCUGCGCGUCAAGAUCACCGAGCUGUCCAAAGACGGCCACGUACAGUUCAUCCUCGACGGCGUCCACCUCGGCAUCGCCAACUCGAUCCGGCGAAGCAUGAUCUCGCGCAUCGACACGCUCGCCAUCGACCAGGUCCAGAUCACCGAGAACACAAGCGUCAUGCCCGACGAGAUGCUGGCGCACCGCCUCGGACUCGUGCCCCUCAUCUCUGAGGGCAUGGAGAACCAGAUCACCAACUACAACAAGUGCGACUGCGACUCGUUCUGCCACAAAUGCUCGGUCACGCUCACGCUCGACGCCAAGUGCAUGGCGAGCUCGACGAUGGAGGUGACGACCAAAGAGCUGCUCCUCGAGGGAGGCGGGCCGAGCGACGUGGGCAAGCCAGCGCCGAGCCCUGAUUCCAAGAUCACGGACGGCAUCUUGUUGGUAAAGCUCGCGAAGGGCCAGGAGAUCCACCUGCGGUGCAUCGCGACCAAGGGCCGAGCACUCGAGCACGCCAAGUGGUCGCCGUGCGCCGCCGUUGGCUUCGAGUACGACCCGUACAACAAGCUCAAGCACACGGACCUGUGGUUCGAGGUCGGCACCGACCCGAGGGACGAGUGGCCCGUGUCGGAGAACGGCAAGUACGAGAAGAAGCCCGAGGACAGCGACCCGUUUCCGUUCGACGAGAAGCCGUCGCGGUUCUACUACGACGUCGAGGCCGUCGGGCAGCUCAAGCCCGAGGACAUCGUGCUCAAGGUGCGCCCCCUCCUUCCCUCCCUCCCCCCACCCUCUCGUCCCGGCUCUGCGGGACCCUGA